Messenger RNA from Bufo bufo (common toad), 6449 nucleotides. It is a transcript of the gene ZNFX1, whose product is annotated as zinc finger NFX1-type containing 1. The coding region runs from base 1099 to 5850 and encodes 1583 amino acids. The record is from RefSeq and is a predicted model, not a curated record. The transcript is spliced from 14 exons. NCBI's taxonomy places the organism in Eukaryota, Metazoa, Chordata, Amphibia, Anura, Bufonidae. Gene Ontology annotation, cellular component: nuclear RNA-directed RNA polymerase complex. Gene Ontology annotation, molecular function: helicase activity. Gene Ontology annotation, biological process: regulatory ncRNA-mediated heterochromatin formation.
UCCUAUAUAUACCAGUGGAUGACAAAUCAAAAACUGCAGACACAUAGCGAGAGGCAAACCCUCCACCGGCAGGUUCUUAUAAGGGAUCCUGACGCAGAGGAGCGCAGCUUUCAGAGAUUUCCAAAACCACUCAUGGAUCCGGAGAGAAGGCCAAGAGAUGAACCUCCAGUUCAUCUUUAUCACCCACAUCAGAUAAACAGAGGAGGUCAACAUCAUCAACACAGAAAUGAAGAAAGACGGCAAGAAUUAGUGGCAGGGCAACGUGUUCAAAGAGGUGGUGGCAGAAAUAUGCAGCAAGCUGGUAGGAUGCGGGAACAGAGAGCUGGUGGUCAACAUGAACUACAAGGCGGUGAACCUGUAGCUGGGAGAAGAAAUGGCCAACGUGCUGGAGAACAAAAUCAACGUGGUGGUAGACGAAAUGAGCAAGUAGGAAGGGGACAAAAUCGGCCUAGGGGUGGUGGGCAGCAUGUAUAUGAAGCUGGAAGGAACAAUCAAGAAGUCGCUCAAAAUCGUAGACAGUAUAGGCCACCACAAGAUAGAGAACAUGGAAGAGAACAGCAAGUUAGACGUUUGGGCUAUAAAGCUCUAGAAGGACUGCUAGAAAAGGAUCCUUCAGAAGUGGUAAUAACACUGGCUGCACAUUCUGGUCUCAAUGAUUUGCUGUCAUCCAAUGAAAUGAGGCCGGAUGUUGUAGAGCUGGUGUGCAAGGUGCUCUGCAGAGCAUGUACAGCUAGACUAGACAGGCAGAGUGUACAGCAUCUACUUGGACAGGUCAAGUCAUCCUCAUUCCUCCGCAUCUGCCUCCCACACUAUAUAGUUGGAAUGAUGACAGAGGCUGUGCCAGAGAGAAGACAUCGUUAUCCGGAUAAUAUCUUCAACAUACUGAGUCUCCUUCAGGAAAUCACCAGCAUUUUCCCUGCCAGUAGCUUGCAAGAAACCUCACUGGUGGUUUCUCUUAUACCUGGCUCUAUAAACGCUUUGCGUGCCUCUGGAGUAAAUGUUGGAGAGAAUGUAGAGCAAAGUCUUGAGAGAAUAUCAAAUUUAAUACAGCACCUUCAGGGUAGGAGGAGAGAGGGGACACUGUGAGUGGACACACACAUGGUUCUUGGGCCAGAGAUUGCUGUAGAAGACUUUAGAACCAUGAGUGUGUAUCCUGAUUAUGAAGAAAUUCACUUGAACGAAAAUCCUUUUCUUAGGCCAAAUACUUUAAAGAACAAAUAUGAAUCCACUGAACUUUACCUGGACACUCAUUUCAGACUUUUGAGGGAAGAUUUUGUGCGACCAUUAAGAAAAGGGAUCCAGGAGAUACUGAUGCAUCAUGAAGACAGAGGGUUUCGCAAAAUGAAGUUUGAUGACAUUCGAAUUUACUUUGACACACGUGUGGUGGCUCCCAUAUGCACACAUUCUGGUAUUAUCUACAAAGUGCAAUUUGAUAUUACACCAAUCAAGAGUAUUCGAUGGCAGAACUCCAAACGUCUGAUAUAUGGGUCUCUUGUGUGCUUAUCUAAAGAUAAUUUUGAAACCUUUCUAUUUGCUGUGGUUUCUAAUCGUGAAGUAACAGAGUUGGAGAAAGGUGAAGUCCAGUUGCAAUUCAGUGAGCAGAGCAGAAGACUACUUGCAAGAGCACGUCCAACAGAUUCCUUUAUUAUGGUGGAAACAACAGCAUACUUUGAGGCAUAUCGCCAUGUCUUGGAGGGGUUAAAGGAGAUGAAUGUCCAGGAUGUACCCUUCCAGAGAUAUAUAGUAUCAUGUGAGAGGGAUGUCCGAGCACCACGCUAUCUCAAUGCUGGUGAGCAGUAUAACUUUGCCUGUUUGUUAAAUGAAGACGUUAUAAAUUCAACUAUGGAGACCAAGAUAAAUGUUCUGAAUCCACGAGAGUGGCCAUCUAAAGAAAUUCUUGGCUUUGACGAGUCUCAAAUAGAAGCUGUACGGCUGGCACUCACCAAGGAACUUACCAUCAUCCAGGGACCACCAGGCACAGGCAAGACAUAUGUGGGACUGAAGAUUGCACAGGCUCUACUUACUAAUACUAAUGUGUGGCAAACAAAUGGACAUUCCUGUCCCAUCCUUGUAGUCUGUUACACAAAUCAUGCAUUAGAUCAGUUUCUGGAAGGAAUCCACAGGUUUCUGAAAGCAGGAAUUGUGCGUGUUGGUGGACGCAGCAGCAGCGAGAUUCUAAAAAAGUUUAAUCUCAGAGAACUAAGAGCAGGUUCGAGGCUGCAGAGAAACGAUCCAAUACACAUACGGAGAGCAAUCGGCGAAGCCAUAAGCAAGAUGAAGGAAUCAGAACUAAAGCUUCACGAGGGGUCACAGCUCCUACAGUGUGCAGCUACUGGGAUCAUUCAUGAAAGGUUCCUGGAGAAGUUCAUAAAGGAUAGGCACCUGGACAGUCUACUUAACAUCAUGAAUGAUGAGGAUUUCUUUUUCCCAACUGGGAAGACUUCAAUAAUCGUGGAAUGGCUUGGUUUGGGGAUCCUUCCUUUUACCCAAACAAUGGACCCAAAUGCAGCAGAUGAACCUGAACCUGAUAAUGUAGAGGAAGAGGAACCAGAGGAGGACCUGAUUGAUAUCCAAGAGGAGGCUGAAUUAAUUCAGGCUGAACGUAUGCUUGAUGAUGAUCAAGAUGAGAUGGGAAGACCUAGAAGAAAGAACAGGAAAACUGAGGAAAACGAAAUGGCCAGACUAAUACAGGCCAUGUCAUUAGACAGCAAGGAACCACAGGAAGAGCAGGAUCCUGAGGGGGGCUGGCAAAUGACACGGGACCAGAAAAGGAAGAGAAAGCAAAAGGUAAAGAAUGAGUUACGGAAAUUAGAAGUGAUAACAGAAGCCGAGGUUGACCAAAUUACAGAUCUGUGGAGUCUGGACCUAAAUACACGCUGGAAGCUAUACAGACAUUGGAUACAACUCUACCAGAUGGAUAUUCGACAGAAGAUUCUGGUUCAUGAGCAGAAUUAUCAGGACUCAGCAGAUCGCUUAAUGGAGCUGAGACAAAAGCAGGACUUGGACAUCCUCAGUCAUGCUACAGUGAUUGGCAUGACCACUACAGGCGCUGCAAAAUAUAGACGUAUCCUGCAGGAGGUGGGGGCGCGCAUUGUAAUCGUGGAAGAGGCAGCAGAAGUUCUGGAAGCUCAUACCAUAACCACUCUCAGCUCGGCCUGCCAACAUUUAAUUCUCAUUGGGGACCAUCAGCAGCUACGGCCAAGUGCCAAUGUAUACGACUUGGCCAAGAACUUUAACCUGGAAGUGUCACUGUUUGAGCGUCUUAUUCAAUCAGAUCUACCGUAUGUUCGCCUCAACUACCAGCACCGCAUGCGACCUGAGAUAGCGAGACUAUUGACUCCUCACAUCUACAGCGAGCUGGAAAAUCACCCAUCUGUACUAAACUAUGAGAACAUCAAGGGGGUUUCAACGAACCUCUUCUUUCUACAACAUGAAUUCCUGGAGCAAGAGAUCCAUGAUGGGAAGAGUCACCAGAACAAGCAUGAGGCAGAGUUCAUCGUGGAGCUGUGCAAGUACUUUCUACAUCAAGAGUAUAAGCCGUCCCAGAUCACCAUCCUCACCACCUACACAGGGCAGCUGUUCUGCCUUCGCAAGCUCAUGCCAACCAACAUUUUCUCUGGAGUGAAAGUGCAUGUGGUCGACAAGUACCAGGGAGAAGAAAACGAUAUUGUUCUUCUCUCACUGGUCCGUAGCAACAAGCAAGGAAAAGUUGGAUUCCUUCAGAUCGCCAACCGGAUCUGCGUAGCAUUGUCAAGAGCUAAGAAAGGGCUGUUCUGUAUUGGCAACAUGAAAAUGCUGGGCACAGUGCCCCUCUGGAGCCGCAUCCUUUAUACUCUACGACAGGGGGGACAAGUCGGAGAUCAGCUCAUGCUUUGUUGUCAGAAUCACCCUGACACCCGUACACUUGUCAGUAAAGCCAAUGAUUUCAAGAAGGUACCAGAAGGAGGUUGCACCCAAAAAUGUGAUUUCAGACUAAACUGUGGUCAUGUGUGUACACGGGUAUGCCACCCAUAUGAUCCUGAGCACAAAGAAUACCAAUGUAACAAAGACUGCCAGAAGGUGUUGUGUGCGGAUGGACAUAGAUGCAAACGAAAAUGUUCUGUGCCCUGUGGACCUUGCAUAGAGAAAGUGGAGAAGCUUAUGCCACUAUGCGGUCACCAACAAAUGGUGCCAUGCAGCACGUCUGUAAAUAAGUUCUGUUGCGCUGUACCAUGCAGCAAGCUCUUGAGAUGUGGUCAUCCAUGUGAAAAGCUUUGUGGGGAGGAAUGUGAAGAACGCUGUGACAAAACAGUAAAAGUGCAGCUAAAGUGUGGGCACAGUCAGGAGGUUCAGUGCUGGCAGAAACGGGACAUAGAGUUCGGUAUGCCAAUAAAAUGCAAACAGCCCUGCCGGGUUAAGUUAAGUUGUGACCACACCUGCCGUGGCACAUGUGAUACCUGCCACCAAGGUCGAUUCCAUGAAAGUUGCCGACACCCAUGCAAAGCUAUUUUAGUCUGUUCACAUGAAUGCAAAGGAGCUUGCACCAAUGAAUGUCCACCAUGCAGCAGGCCCUGCCAAAACCGAUGCGUCCAUAGCCUAUGUAAAAGGAAAUGUGGAGAAACCUGUGUUCCAUGUAUGGAGCCCUGUAACUGGAGAUGUGAGCACUAUGCUUGCAGCAAGCUUUGCUCUGAGCCUUGUGACCGCCCACCAUGCAAUGUCCCAUGUACAAAGCCACUGAGAUGUGGACACCCUUGCAUUGGUCUGUGUGGUGAGCCCUGCCCUAAAAAGUGUAGAGAGUGCCAUAAGGAAGAGGUCAGUGAGAUCUUUUUUGGUUUUGAAGAUGAUGACGAUGCCCGCUUUGUGCAGCUGGAGGACUGUGGCCACAUUUUUGAGACUCAGGGUAUGGAUAUAUACAUGAACGGCGGCAAUGACUCCGAAGAGAGUGUUGCAAUCAAAUUCAAAGUGUGUCCAAAAUGUCAGACUCCAAUAAGGAAGAACCUAAGAUAUGGGUCAGCCAUCAACAAAACUCUGGAUGAGAUUGAGAAGGUCAAGAAAAUGAUAAAUGGGGCAGAGGAUCUACGAAAUGAAACAAAAAACAGACUCUUAAACACUCUACAGCAGAUGGUGGAUGUCAGAAGAAAUUUUCCUGAGGAAUAUUCAGAGUUAAGAGAAGGAUUGGAGAAUUCAGAUGCACCCCUCAGAGCAUUGCUCAGCUUAGAAAACAAGAUGCUGUUCUAUCAAAGAAUAGCCAAACUGUUCAUCAACAUAGCUAAAGUGGAUGAUGUGGAGAAGAAGACACUGAAGAACAGCUUGCUAGAAAUAAAGAAGUGGUUGGAAAAAACACGUUUGUUUUUCACAGAGCAAGAACUUUCUGAUCUACAAUGUGAACUGAUACGUUUCAGCUACCUUCAAGAAUUGCUCGUAGGAUGUAAAGAGGCCAAGUCUAGAAUCACCCCAGAGAUCCGUAAAGAAAUCGAUGUAAUAAGAGAUGUUUUGGAAAGAAGAAAAAAGUUCACAGAGGAGGAUCAAAACUUUGUGAAGAUGAAACUUAAAGAGUUGAUGAAAAACCUUCCACGCUCAGGACUUGGGAUUACAAAUACCGAGAGAGUUAUGAUUGUGGACGCCAUGGCCCUUCAGAAGGGUCACUGGUUUAAGUGUCCCAACGAUCACGUCUAUUGUAUUACAGAAUGUGGGGGGGCAAUGGAGCGUUCCAGAUGUCCUGAAUGCAAUGCAGUCAUUGGAGGAACCAGUCACAAUCUUGAGCCAACCAACAGAUUGGCACCAGAAAUGGAUGGUGCUCAACAUGCUGCUUGGUCUAACACUGCAAAUAACUUGCAAAAUUUUGAAGGCCUUAGGGAUCUUCUGGAUUAACAUACCACCUACUUGGAAAAAACAAAACAAAAACUUUUUGGACAGCUGUAAAUGGAUGUCAAAUGCUAAGACAAGAUAGACUGCAGCUGCAUCUCCCUCUUACCCUCCCUCUUGUGCUGUAGUGCAAAUGAACUUUUUAGUGACUGAAACAACAUUUCAAAAAGUCUACAGGCAAGAAAAAGGGAAAUACAGGACAUUGGAGCUGGAGGAGACAUCUGACAAACUGAUUUAUGCAAAAACAUUAUAAGUAUGCUUCAAAAUUAAGAAAUAUGCAGACUGACAUUAUAUGCUGCAAGUAUGGCUUUUGGUAGAACCAUAGGUCCCAUCAGAAAAAAUGACUACAAAAACAGAACAACGUGGAUCUACUGUAAUAAAUGUUCAAGAUUAAUCAGGGAAUUAAGAAACGCACAGCAGAAUAUUGUAUCAGGUAUUAUGAGCACUGACACAUGUAUGAAUAUGUCCUGCGUGAGUAUUGUAUGGGCUCAUUCACUUAGUCUUCUGCUCAAAUAUAACAUCGGCCAUGUUUUUAUAAUAUUAUACAAUGCUUCAUGACGUACAUUUUUUUUCCAUUGUGAUCUUGCAGGUGCUGACAGAGCAAA